GCUUCCAGGCUCUCUAUCAGCACCACUGACUGAUCCAGGAACAGCAGCAGCAGCUCUUCUCCCCUCUCAGGACCGUUUUACCGUGGUGCGCCCCAGACGCGCGCUCUCCUCACUCCAGGAUGGACUCGUCUCCGUCUCCUUCUCUUCACCUUUCCCACUGACUGUGACGCCGCCGUAGUUUAGUGGGAGUUCCCGGGGGAGGGGGCAGGAACUGUUCCUCUGUCCGCUGUUUCGCCUUUCCCCUGCUGGGUUUUCUAUUUUUUGAUUGAACUGCCAGUGUACGCGCCAUCUCCGGGCUGCAGUUCCGAGAUGGGAAUGUGUUUGCAUCUGCUGCUUUUGCAGUACUAUUUCGUCUCGAGUUUUGUGUGCAACGCCGUCGCUUUCGUGGAGGAGCCCUCCGGAGGCAGGUCGGACGGGUACUGCGGGCGGAUCCUCCGGGCUCAGACCCAGGGGACCCGGAGGGAUGGGCACCAUGAGUUCAGGCUCAGAGUGGAGGGGGACCCGGAGACUUACCGGCCUGGCAGCAGUUACAGAGUGGUCCUCCUGGCAACCAGCCCUGCCUAUUUCAGAGGCUUCACUCUCAUCGCACUGAAAGAGGGCAGAGAGGGCACCGCAGAUGACGACUACACCGGCCAGUUCCAGAUCAUUGAUGAAGAUGACACCCAGUUCAUGACCAACUGCCCCCCUGCGGUGACGGAGAGCACACCUCGCAGACGCACCAGGAUACAGGUCUUAUGGACGGCACCGCCCAGUGGGAGUGGCUGUGUGAUACUGAAGGCCAGUAUCGUCCAGAAGAGAAUCAUCUAUUUCCAGGAUGAAGGUUCUCUCACCAUCCGACUGUGCGAGAAAGAGGGCGAAGGUACGGAAGCUCCUGCCAUCGAGUGCUGUGCCUGUGGAACUGCCAAGUACAGACUCACCUUCUAUGGGAACUGGUCAGAGAAAGUACAUCCUAAAGACUAUCCAAGACGUGCCAACCACUGGUCAGCUCUGAUUGGUGCAUCCCACUCCAGAAGUUACGUGUUGUGGGAGUAUGGAGGCUACGCCAGUGAGGGGGUCCGUCAGGUGGCUGAGUUUGGCUCCCCCAUCAAGAUGGAAGAAGAGAUUCGACAGAAGGGAGAUGAAGUGCUGACCGUCAUUAAAACGAAGGCUCAGUGGCCUGCGUGGCAGCCGCUCAACCUACGAGCCGCUCCCUCCGCGGAAUUUUCCGUGGAUCGGACCCGUCACCUGAUGUCCUUCCUCACCAUGCUCGGGCCCAGCCCAGACUGGAACGUGGGGCUGUCAGGAGAGGACCUCUGCACCAAGGAGUGUGGCUGGGUGCAGAGACUGGAGACAGACCUCAUCCCAUGGGACGCAGGCACUGACAGCGGUGUCACAUAUGAGUCACCAAACAAGCCCUCCGUCCCUCAAGAGAAGAUCCGACCCUUGACCAGUUUGGACCACCCCCAGAGCCCGUUCUAUGACCCAGAGGGUGGUGCCAUAACCCCUGUAGCCAGGGUGGUGGUGGAACGUAUCGCUAGAAAGGGAGAGCAAUGCAACGUGGUGCCAGACACCAUAGAUGACAUAGUAGCAGAUAUUGGACAGGAGGAGAAGGAGACAGAUGACACACCUGAGACGUGCAUCUACUCCGGAUGGUCUCCCUGGUCAGCUUGUAGCAGCUCUACAUGUGAAAAAGGUCGCCGGAUGAGACAAAGGAUGCUGAAGGCCCAGCUGGAUCUCAGCGUGCCGUGUCCCCACACUCAAGAUUUCCAGCCCUGCAUGGGCCCAGGGUGCAGCAGAGAGGAGCCAUCGACGUGCAUGAUGUCAGAGUGGAUCAGCUGGUCGGCCUGCAGCGUGUCCUGCGGGAUGGGGAUGAGGUCUCGAGAGCGAUAUGUCAAACAGUAUCCCGAGGAUGGCUCGCUCUGCCAGCUCAACACUGAGGAGACUGAGAAGUGUGUCGUCAACGAUGAAUGCUCACCCAGUAGCUGCGUGGUGACUGAGUGGGGGGAGUGGGACCCCUGCAGCGUCACCUGUGGGAUCGGCAUGAGAACGGAGCGUAUGGUAAAGAUGCCUAUAGAUGGAUCCAUGUGUAAGACCGAGGUAGCUGAAGUGGAGAAGUGCAUGAUGCCAGAAUGCCAUACCAUCCCCUGCAUGCUGUCGCCCUGGUCGGAGUGGAGUGAGUGUAGCGUUACAUGUGGGCGGGGCAUGCGAACACGGCAGAGGAUGCUGAAGUCUGAUCCUGCAGAGUGCACAGAAGAGCUGGAGCAGACGGAGAAGUGCAUGCUGCCUGAGUGCCCCGUCGACUGCAUGGUCUCAGAGUGGACGGAGUGGUCGACGUGCAAUAAGUCCUGUGGAAAAGGACACACCAUUCGGACCCGUAUGAUCAAACUGGAGCCGCAGUUCGGGGGCAGCUAUUGUCCUGAGACCAUCCAAAGGAAGAAAAUGCAAGAUCAGAAGUGUCGGAAACGGCGGUUGGAGGAGGUGUCAGGUUGCAGGAUGCAACCGUGGUCCAGCUGGACGGAGUGUACCAAACCGUAGGGGGGGAUCCAGGAGGCGUUUCAUGGCAGCAAAGAAAAGAACAAAGGCCAAGGCUGUAAGGACAGGAAGGAGAUCCGUGCCUGUAACGUUCAAGAAUGCUAGGGGGCGCUGCUGAGCUACAGAGAGGCGAGGAGGUGUGCAGUGGGUUAAAUAGAUGACGUGAAAAUAAGGAUUCAUUUUAUAAAAAUGAUGACCCAGAUUAAAUUGACUUUUUUGUGUGUAGAUGGGAGGUGAGGUGAAGGGAAUAUUAUGGGUUAGCUUUAUUCUUUGAAAAAAGGAGGGAAUUUUAGUUGGGGGGGUACAAUAAUGACAUGCUGUUUUAAAGCCUUUGUGGGCAUUUAGUUAACAGAGCUGACUUUUAUUUUACUUUUAGACCAUAUUGGAAGUAUUAGACAGAAUAUCUGUGUCCUGCAAAAAAAAAAGAAAUUUGUCUGGAAUUUAAGUGGGAAAAAAGUUUUUGGUCCCUGCUAGUAAAAAGUUUUUGGUCCCUGCUAGUAAAAAGUUUUUGGUCCCUGCUACUAGAGUUAAAUACCUAAAAUUUAAAGUAUUUUCUGGGUAUUUUCACCAAAAUCUGCCCGUCUGCUGCAGCACCUCCAAAACUUUGGCUUGUCUACUAAUAAUUAGGAGCUGAACAUUUUUGUUGAAAGCUGUAUAUUUUCAUUUUUACUGUUGAUGUAAGGCUUAACUAGGGAGAAGUCAAAAUUAGGGCUAGCUAAUUGGGUUUAAGCUUGUUAUUGGAAUUAUGUUAACCUGCAUUGUCCCUAUUAAAUAAAUCAUCUAAAUCAAAGAGGCCACCUAUAAACCUUUUUAACACUACCAGACAACUUUAAUCUGACCAUUAAAUAUCAUUAAUACUGUAAUACAGUCUUUACUGCUUUGCUUUAAUUUAGUGUUUUUGUCCAGUGUACAUUUAUAUGAAGAUUUCACUUUCUUGCGCAUAAAGAAAAAGAUGUUAAUGAGGGCUACUAUAGUCAAAAGUAUGUGUUGUUAAGUCAGCAUAAGAGGAGGAGGAGGGUGGAGGGCAAACAGUGGAGAAGCUAAAGCAUUGGAUGGACCGUGUAGAAGGGUAUCGUGACUGUGACCGAGCGUGACUUCGUGGCCUGUCGGGACUAAUGUUUGAUUAUUACUCUUAGUUAGUGUGGUAAAAAGGAUGCAGCUGGAUCGCGGUCAGCUUGGGGGAAAUGAAGACUAGAUAAAAGAGAAGAAGGAGAGAAAACUCACAGAGUCAAAAAAGCACAAAAUUCACCUGUUACAGCCUCUAGGUCACUGACAUCAUAUACAUUAUGUAAAAUGGACAAAAGUACAGUGCGCAGUGUUUUGCUCUGGUCUCUGUGAGGGACUGUUCUUCAGACGUGUGCAGUCUCUAUGAGGGUGACUGAUAAACAGCAUUUUUUUUCCCCCCUUCAGAAAAGCACCAGGAGAACUUCUCCCUUCACAAACGUUUGAGUGUUACUCAGAAGAUCGAUGUAAAACGAGCCAAAAUGUUAAACUAUACUACUCCACUGUUGUAUGAAAAUAAACUAAUAACAUCAGAUAAUUGAAAUGGAAAUGGAUUUAUUACCACACUGCGUUAAAAUGAGCUUCAUUUUUGGUGAGCAGUCCGAGGGGGGAUUUUAUUUUUUUUUUUUUGCAAGACAUAGAAAGGCAUAGAUGGUAACACAAGAGGUCUCUAAAAUCUGAGGAUAUACUGUACAUUCACUAUCUAACCAACACGUAUAAGUGUCAUUGCUUUGUAAUUACUAAAACCCACUUUCCCUUACGAACAGACCAUUUCAGUGGAGAUGUUUUAUACUGUUAAAAUGAGUCUUUAUAUACUGUACUGCUGUUUCUCUGUCAUUUCAGCAUGUGUAGCAAGCCUGCGAUAGCGCUCAUCCUGUCAGAGGACUUUAUUUCAGCAUGUUCACAGACGGUUGUUUUAUUUGGACGUCACGCUUUCUCAGCUGUAGCGAAACGACUGUAUCUGCUUUGUUCCCACGGAGCCUUAGGAGUGUCACGUCUUACACAUGUGCUGGCUGUAAAAGGCGUAUGUAGAGGAUAUAGAAGUUUCUACAGUAUUAAAACCUGUAGGAUAGCUCAAUGUACAGUAGACUGUUAUGGGGCCUUGGUUAUAACACUUUUUUUUAUUGUGCUUUGGCAGGAUACGAGUGAGCUGUAAAAUCUUUUGUGUUUUCUUUUUUUUGUAUUUUUUUUAGCAUUACUUAGCAGAUUAUGUUGCUUUUUUUUUAUAAGGAUCUCAUCACAAAAGGUGUGUUUUCUGUAGAUUUUCUCUCCUUUUAUUUACAGGCCUCUUUCUUUUCUCUUUACGUCUGUAUCACGUGACUAUUUUGUAAGAAACCACCUUUACAAUAAAAAAAAGGUAAAUGUGAGAAUCA
Messenger RNA from Archocentrus centrarchus (flier cichlid), 4886 nucleotides. RefSeq names its product spondin 1b (gene spon1b). The record is from RefSeq and is a predicted model, not a curated record. Gene Ontology annotation, biological process: cell adhesion. NCBI's taxonomy places the organism in Eukaryota, Metazoa, Chordata, Actinopteri, Cichliformes, Cichlidae. Gene Ontology annotation, cellular component: extracellular matrix.